GCUCAAUUAUAAGCUCUCGCGUCAGAGGAAGGCCGCGGAAGUAUUUGGCCUGGUAGCACGGGAAGUAGCUGCAUGUUCGAGUGGUAUUUGUUCGAUCAAAGAACCUAUUGUAGCCCAGAGUUUUUGCAUGUGAUCCGCCGUGCAAAGCGUGUUCAUUAGUACGCGGUUAUCUGAUUCGCCCGAUGGUAAUCAUUAGCUGCCCAUUCAUUGGCAUCGCCGACUGCUUGAUCUGUGUAUUUGACAUUUGAAAUUGCUAAGUUGUUUGGUCAAACACGGAGCGGGGUAAUUUCGGUGUGUCUCCGGCGGUGGGCCGUUCAGAAGGCUGUCAAACACACCAGCGUGACGGUCGAACAGGCGGGCUCGCCCGAUAAGGCGCUCUCCUCACGCACGUUCUCGGGAUAACGGGGCCGCCAGACGUGCCGACUGAGAAACCCAUGAUCGCCGAGAGCAAGAAGGCGGCGGGCAUGGAGCAACAGCCGGGCGGCUUCGAGAGCAGUCAGCGGCCCGCUGUGGUGCCUUCUCGGGGAGGGGGCGGACCCAUGACCGACAACGGCUCCGUCAAGAAGUGCGCCGGCUGCGGCGGCAAAAUCGGCGACCGGUUCCUGCUGCACGCCCUGGACCGCUACUGGCAUGUGGCGUGUCUGAAGUGCUCGUGCUGCCAGGCCCAGCUCGGAGACCUCGGCAGCUCCUGCUUCUCUAAGGCCGGCAUGAUCCUGUGCAAGACCGACUACAUACGGCUGUUCGGUGCGAGUGGAGCCUGUAACGCCUGCGGACAGUCUAUCCCAGCCAACGAGUUCGUCAUGCGGACGCAGGGUAACGUCUACCACGUCAAGUGUUUCACGUGUUUCACCUGCCGAUACCAGCUGUCACCUGGAGACAGAUACCACUUCGUGAAUGGGAGGAUAUUUUGUGAACAGGACGGAACCAAUCUGUUGAAGGGUGCGGCAGAAGGUCCCCCAACCCAGGGCCUCCGGCCACAACAUAAGGUGUGCUGAGGAGAGCGGAUACCCCCCCUGGAUGCAUGAGGAUACACCCCCUCCACCACGAGGGGUACUUUCAUACUCACGAGGUGACGCCGCCUGCAGAAAAAGAAGCAAGUUGUGUUUACUACAAUAUUGCUUAAGACAAUACAAUUGCCUGUAUGUAUAUAUAUAUUACUGCCGUUUGCACGCUACCAAGGAUUGAAAACUAUAAGGGCACAAGUUGAACAUGUCCCAACAUACUUGUACAUGCACGGCUGGCAGCAAGAUGGAUUGACUGCCCUAAUUCUAUGUACAGACAUUGUAAAAAUGUACAGCUAUUCUGGGCCCAUUAUCCUAAAUUGGCACCUGACAUAUCAACAUAAAAAAUGGCAGUGUAUAGUACGAGCUUUUAUAUAUAUCACAUGGACCUGUUGAUGCAAUUGACAGUGGUCACUUUGGGAUGGUUUUUAAAAUUCCAGCGUCCUCUUUGCCAAGCAAGAUUGCGAAAGAUAUUUAUUUUUUUGACGUGAAUCGUUGGGCUGAAUUUUAAAAAGCACUAGUUAUGCAUGUGCUCAAUGGCGACCAAUUCCACACCCGACAUUAAUGUUAGUUUGAAGGCCAUAGCACGCCGAGGGUCUCUACAUCAUGUCCAAAUCUACAGAUGGCGAGAUGGAAUACAUUUGGCUGGUAUUACAGCCCGUGUAUGUAAACAUCAUUGAUACCCUAAGUAUGUCAACUGUUUGCUGCCUUAAAUUAUCGUGUACAGAUAUGUGAGUUGAAAAUGGUGUCUCUUACGUCUAAUGUUGCUGAACAUAUGUUAGGGUUGUGUUGCGGUAAUUCGUCAUAAUGACCAGGCGGUGUUGUGGUGUACCCUGUGGUGUCACUGCAUCAUUCUCGCCAUUUAUCUGGGCUCUCUAUGCCCCCCUCCCCCUCUCCUGAGCGGAAUAUCAUAUACAAAAAUAGACUCAGCAUAACAUCGACCUAUAGCGAUUUAUAUACAUAUAUGAAGCUUAUAACAAAGCCACAAAAGCAAUGACAAGCCUUCGCUCUGAAGGGGGAGGGGGGCAUGGCGAUUACUAGACAUGGCGUAUUGUCUGUUUUCAUAUGAUGUCCACCAUAGGACUUAAAACGAUUCGUACUGUCGUAUGUUCUGCUGUAAAUAGAGAUGAUGUAGACGUGCAUUUGAUAUCUCUACCUGCAUUAAUAGUGAUCGCUGUUAUUAUUAUCAUGACCGCCUAAGCAUCUGGCACCCAGCUAACACAUGGGGAUGACACACUUAGAGCGACGACCUAGUACAGGAUUGUUUUGACAGACUGAAGCGAGGUAUCGCGUAUCAAAGCCUUAUCUACAACUUGGUUUCUGUAUUGAUUAAUUUCUGGAAGACUGUUAUAGUCUGGUGAUGACAUAUAUGAGACUGGGUGUUCGCUUAGGCCGUUUGGUUAGAUGAAAUGUUAUUUUUUGUGGGAGACAUGACUGUUAUAAUGUAUGUACCCAGGUCUCUACAUCACGACUUUUGGAGCGAUGGUUUACUGUUCAGGGUAGCCGCUCUGUUGAUACGAAUUAAAUACACCGUGUUGUUACGGUA
Molecule: messenger RNA, 2547 nt
Organism: Branchiostoma belcheri (Belcher's lancelet)
Lineage: Eukaryota; Metazoa; Chordata; Leptocardii; Amphioxiformes; Branchiostomatidae
Product: LIM domain transcription factor LMO4-like
Exons: 5
Coding region: 435-995 (186 amino acids)
Source: RefSeq, a predicted model, not a curated record